Molecule: messenger RNA, 977 nt
Organism: Schistocerca gregaria
Lineage: Eukaryota; Metazoa; Arthropoda; Insecta; Orthoptera; Acrididae
Product: dynein axonemal heavy chain 7-like
Exons: 6
Coding region: 27-977 (316 amino acids)
Biological process (GO): microtubule-based movement
Cellular component (GO): dynein complex
Molecular function (GO): dynein light intermediate chain binding; minus-end-directed microtubule motor activity; dynein intermediate chain binding
Source: RefSeq, a predicted model, not a curated record
GGCUGCAAGAUAAUUGUGAUGAAAUAAUGAGUGAAGCAACACCAUUUCUUGAAGAUGCAAAUGAAAAAUUGAAUGCACUAAAACCAUCUGACAUGACAAAUUUGAAGGGAAUGAAGCAACCCCCAGAUGGAGUAAGAGUGGUCAUGACUGCAGUUUGUCUAUUGAAAGAUGUGAAACCUGACAGAAUUACUGAUCCAGCCUCUGGAAAGAAAUCAAAUGACUACUGGGGACCAGCUAAAAAGCUUCUUGCAGAUUUUCGCUUUCUAUUCAACCUUAAAACAUUUGACAAAGACAAUAUAUCUCCCGCCGUUAUGAAGAAAGUUCGAGCUGAAAUAAAAAAACCAGAGUUUAAUGCUCAAGCUAUAGCAAAAGCAUCAAAGGCUGCUGAAGCAAUAUGUCUGUGGGUGACAGCAAUGGAUGUAUAUGAGCGUGUUUCCAAGGUAUUAGAACCAAAAAAAGUAGUAUUAGCAGAAGCUGAAGCAGUCCUACAAGAACUCAGCACUGUUUUAUCUGGCGAAGAAGAGAAGCAGAAGGAUCUUGAAGCUAAAUUAUUAGAACUGAACAGAGUGCGUGAGGAAACUGCUGAUCAUAAAGCUGACCUUGAAGCUAGAGAAGCUGAGGCAGACAGCAAGUGGCAGCGAGCUGACAGACUUAUUCGAAGCCUUGAAGGAGAGAGAAUUCAUUGGACAGAAGCAUCUGACUCAUUGCAGCUCGCGCUUGAUAACCUGCCUGGCAAUGUUUUAGUAUCUUGUGGAGUUAUGGCAUACCUUUCACCUUUCACAUCAGUGUACAGGACUAAAUGCAUUGAAGACUGGCAUGCCUACAUUGUUAGAAGUGGCAUCCCAAGUUCAGCUGUCUAUGAUUUUGUGCAAGCCCUGGGGCUCGAUCUAAAAACCCGUUCAUGGAUAAUUGCUGGGCUUCCUCGAGACCAUUUUACACUUGAAAGUGCAGUUAUUGUUGAUAAUUCACAAAGGUAA